This is a messenger RNA of Rhizophagus irregularis DAOM 181602=DAOM 197198, 1656 nucleotides long. RefSeq lists its product as uncharacterized. NCBI's taxonomy places the organism in Eukaryota, Fungi, Glomeromycota, Glomeromycetes, Glomerales, Glomeraceae. The record is from RefSeq and is a predicted model, not a curated record.
AUGGCAUGUUCAAAAAUAUUUUCAGGAAAUUUACCUGAAUUAUUAAAUGAAAUUAUACAAUAUUUUCGUAACGAUUUUUUAACAUUACAUUCAUGUAUUUUAGUUAAUAGAUUAUGGUGUCGUUUGGCUAUUCCAUUAUUAUGGGAAGAUCCAUUCUCUAAUCCUACAGCAAAUUAUCAUUUCAUUAGAAAUUUUUUAUAUAAUUUAAAUGAUAAUGAUAAAACAAAAUUAAUUGAAUAUGAAAUUAAUAUUGAUUUAAUACCAUCAAACACAUUAUUUAAUUAUCCUAAUUAUAUUAAAUGUUUAAAUACAUGGAAAAUUUUUCAUUAUAUUGAAAAAUGGAUUGAUUUUAUUAAAUUAGGAACACCUUUAAAUUCUGAUAAGAUAAAAGAAAUAUCAAAAAUAAUUUAUAAUUCCAUAUUAAAAAAUGAAAAUAAUAUUAAUUUACGUAUAUUUGAAAUUAUAUUAAUUAGAGAUCAUGAUUAUUUUAAUGAUAUAUUGGAAUUAAUAUUACAAAAUCAGAAUUUAAUUCUUAAUAUUAAAAAUUUAAAAAUUUCAUUUAAUGGAAUUAUUAAAACAACAAAUAUAUUUUAUGAUUUUUUAAAAUUUUUAUAUAAUAAUUGUAAAACAAUUUCAAUACUUUAUUUUCAUCAUAAGAUGAAUUAUGAUGAUUUAUUAAUCAUAAAAUAUUGUUCUGAAUUAAUCAUUUCACAACAAAAUCUUGAAAAAAUGUUAUUUGGAUUUCAUAUUUAUAAUUCAAUAUUUUUAUCAUUAAAAAAUUCAAAUUGUUCAAAUACUUUAAAAACUAUUAUAUUUUAUAAUAUAAAUUUUAAAAAUAUAACAAAUUUUAAACAAGUUAUUGAACAAUUAAAUGUUUUAAAAUCUAUUCAUAUACUUUAUUGUUUUUCUUUAAAUUAUGAUUUUAUUCAACAAAUUAUUAAUAUUAACAAACCAUUUAAAUUAACUUCAUUAUUUAUGAAAGAAAAAUUUCAAAUUGAUAAUUUUCAAGCUUUAUUACAAAUUUCUGGUGAUUAUUUAGAAAAUAUUGGUUUAUUAACUAGUAAUAAAUUAAAAUAUCAAUUACUUGAAAUUAUUAUAAAAUAUUGUAAAAAUAUCAAAUUUUUUGAUUUACCAGGUUUUGAUUAUCAAAAUAUUUAUUUAUCAAUGGAUUUAAUUAAAAAAUUUAAUAAUCAUCAUCUUAAUUAUAUUAUAAUUGAUUUUGAUAGACUUCAUAUUCUUAAUCAACCAAAUGAUGAUAUUCUUAAUAUUAGUUCAAUUAUAUUAAAAGAGUUAGGUCAAAUUUUACCUUUAAAAUUGGAAUAUUUAGAUUUAUCUCUUUCAAUUGAUGAAAAUAUUUUUGAAAUAUUUUUAAAAAAUUCUCAAAAUACUUUUAUUAAGAAAUUAUUAAUUAAUAAUAAAAUUCAAAUAGGAAAUGAGAAUAUUUUAUCUUUUAUAAAAGAAUAUAUUAUGAAAAAGAAAAAAAUUGAUUAUUUUGCUUUUAAAAUGAAGGAUGAUUCAGAUGAUUCAAUAGAAAAAUGUAAAGAUUUAUUUUCUAUGAAGGAUGAAGUUAAGAUAUUUGAAUCAUAUAAUAUUAAGGUUCAAAAUUAUGGUGAUUUAAAGAUUCAACAUUAUAGUUAUAUAGAAGAAAUGUAUUAG